UGAUUCAAUGAUUAUUUUCGAAUUGGAUGUGAACGUCGAGCCCAAGACUGUCAAGUAUGAUGACAGAGUCAUUCGAUUCAUUAGUUGUGCAAUACAUCAUGUGUAUGCAAAAGAUUAUAAUUUUGCUCUAAUUAUUGCGGCGUUUGUCCUUACUAGAAUCAAGGGUUUGACAAACGAAGAUGACAGAAUUUAUACGUAUAAGAAAUCACUACUAAUUACAGAAGCAGAGAAUAAAACGAUUAUGAAAUUUAGAUAUGAUCUUGUUGAGGAGUUAUGGAAAGAUAAAUUUUCAAUGUUUAAUAAAAACGACAAUGCUUAUGUCCACAAUAAAUGGGACGACUUAAAGAUCAGUUCGAAGAACUUUAAAUUUCUAACGACUUUCAGUCAAUUUGAAGAUCUUGAUCCGAAUGAUUUCGAGGACAUACAAGAAAUAGGAGAAGAAUUUGGAGGCUUUUCGAGGGUGUUCAGAGUUCGACACACAGGGGGUAAUAACACAAUGGUGUUGAGAGUUUACGACAUCAAUCAUUGUAAGCGGGUUCAAGGAGAUACUGCAGACAUCGAAUUUCGAGUUAGUCUUUCUAAGCUAAUAGAAUGUUUCUGUCGUGCAGUGCGGGCGUAUGUGCAUGUUGGCAAUGGUCCUACAGGGAAGUAUGCCAGAUAUAAUUUAAGAUCACACCGAUUUCCUUUUAUUGCGACAUUAUUCAAAUGUGGCUUUCUCAAAUUUGACGAUUUAUCAAAUGUUUCGGGGUUCUAUUGCCUUGAAGAGGACUUCCAGAAUUUUAUUUUAGAAUCUAGCAGAAGAAAGGAGAAGAUUGUACAAUUAGCAAAUGAAACGUUGGAUAAGUUACAUGAAGUUGAUCUUGUGAUAGGCUCUCUCGAUAAAUCCAAUAUUAUAUAUGAUGGAAGUAAGAUUAUUUUUAAUGAUUUAAGUUUUGCAGGUAUAUUGGAAUCUAGCCUGAGAGAUGAUGAUCAAGAUGAGGAUGAUGAUAUUGUGAGAAGAGGUAGUUAUUCGUUCUAUGACGAGGCGUCUUAUAUUUAUGAAGCUAUUGAACAAAUAUUUCUGGAAGCAUAAUUUCUUGAUUUCCGCUACUAUUUAAGUAAGGUGGAUUCCUCCUCCUUAUAUACGCUAUCAACUAUAUACGCUAUCAACUAUAUACGCUAUCAACUAUAUACGCUAUCAACUAUAUACGCUAUCAACUAUAUACGCUAUCAACUAUAUACGCUAUCAACUAUA
Scheffersomyces amazonensis is the source of this 1234-nucleotide messenger RNA. RefSeq lists its product as uncharacterized. The coding region runs from base 8 to 1072 and encodes 354 amino acids. The transcript has a single exon. The record is from RefSeq and is a predicted model, not a curated record. Lineage: Eukaryota; Fungi; Ascomycota; Pichiomycetes; Serinales; Debaryomycetaceae.